Molecule: messenger RNA, 2255 nt
Organism: Pollicipes pollicipes
Lineage: Eukaryota; Metazoa; Arthropoda; Thecostraca; Pollicipedomorpha; Pollicipedidae
Exons: 4
Coding region: 54-1160 (368 amino acids)
Source: RefSeq, a predicted model, not a curated record
CCCGUCCGGCCAGACGUCAGGUCUCAGCGGUCCUGUUCAGCGCGCGCGGCGCCAUGGCGGCCGGCCGACUGCUGCUGGCGCUGAUGGCCACGCUGGUGGCGGCGACGUGCGCCGGCUCGCGGACCGUCUCGGACAAGUCUGAGGAGCUGCCCGUAGCGGCCGCCCACAAACAGAUCGUCUACCGGUACAUCCCCAUCGACAAGGCGUUCCUAGGCCUCGACAAGUCGUACGACGACUAUUACGGCACGUCGAAGCCGUCGACGGACUACCGGCGAAGUGACCACGGCUUUUCGAGCUACAAUGACUGGCCGUCCAACUACAACAGUCCCAGCGGCAGCGGCUUCUCGGGCCAUCGGCGCGAAGACGACUACUACAACUACCGCCGUGACGACGACUACCACAGGGGUCACGACGAUCACCGCGCGGGCUACCGUAACGACGCGGACACGUACUCGACGUACUCGGACAGCAACCGGCGUCACCACGACACGGACCACACCCACCGCAACACGCACCAGGAGUACUACGACUACGAUUACACCCAGGACUACAGCCCACCCACGCGACGGCCCGCACGGCGGCGCAAGAAAAAGGUCAACCGAAACGACAAGUGGCCAAUGCUCGACUUCGCCGAGGCUGUCGUGAAGAGGAUCUUCCCGCGCAAGUCCACGCGCUCUGGAGGCGGUGGACACCGUGGAUCCAGGUUCAAGUUUCCCAAGUUCAUCACUUUCGACGCGGUGGUUACGUUCCUGUCGUACAUGGUCGGGGUCGGUCUGGUGAUAGCCUACGUGGUGCUGGUAGCAUUGAACGCCGUUGCAAGUGACGGAGCCAGCAUAGCGACAAUUAUUGGCCGAAGCCUGGAUCGUGGCGACUCGCAGCUGAUCGACGAGGAGGCUCUGAAAGUGCUGGUGCUCCUGGAAAACGCCAUCCAGCGGCACGAGCGCGGCUGCGUUCGGUACCGGUUGUGCCAGAUCAGCCGAGGCACCGCGUGGGAGGCGCUGACGUCCGCAGCCAGCUGGGCCUUCUCCGGGACGGCGGCCGCGGACGGGCCGGACGCGCGGCGCCUGACUGCGGCCCGGCCGGCGGACUCGCUCUGUGACGAGGCGUUCCCCCAGUGCGCCCCGCAGCAGCGGCCGGCCGCGCGGCUCGACACGCCGUAGCCGCCGCACCGCAGGCACCGGGCGAAGCGGCGGUGCAGCGAUGGACCGCGAUUGUUGCUGCAGUACGAGGCGCUCGAUAUGGAGGGGCAAUCCGGCUGCGCCCUUCAUAGUACUUCCCGUUCCUGGUCCGAACACGGGUCGAUGUAUAAUCAUGUGCGUUGAGGUUGGUUCAUGACGAUGUUUAUAUCGCGCCUCUUUAAUUGAAGGGUUGCACAGCGUGCGGCACCACGCAGCCCACUGCGCUCAUAUACAGGCCCGCGUCACGUGACGUCGGCCUGGAAUCAACCAGGAUCUCCCAUGCGCAAGUCAGAAGACCUGCUGACCAACUGACCUAUUUGCCCCUGAACGGCAGUAGCACAUCUGUUUGGAAAGCGAUCACACGAGCCUGACUCUCUUCGUGGCUUUUUCGGAGGGUCCCCUCAACAAUACUUACGGGUCUGUUUCAGCAUAUGUACUACAAAAACCACAUGGAAUCAACAUGUGCAACGGACUUUACUGUUACAUUGCGUGAAUAACUGAGCGCUUGGAAAGCGAUCCUUGACAUUGAGAUCUGAAUAGCAACCGGCCACCCCAACUUUGGUUCGGUUCAGAAGUGCUUACGAUAUCCUAAGUCCGCACAGUGUUGUUACGGUCUUGGUGUCCUGAAACCAUUUAUUCCAGCCCCUGGAGAACCAAGAUCCCACGCAUUCACCCCAGCAUUAUCAGCUGCAACAGAUCACACCCAUAUGAAUACCACUAACAGAGGUGCUAUACGUUCUCAGGAAUCGCCCUACGCUUCAAGUGAUUGUGUUAAGAGCCGAGCGAUUUAGGCAGUAAAAUGGCAUGUAGGCAUGUAGGCAUGUAAAAUGACAGCUGUUUUUUACGCUCUGCAUUUUCCAGUUAAAGAUCAAACGUAAGAAUCAAAACGCAUAUCGUAUGACAUUUUAGUGUGUGUAUUUAUAACUGUGGCGUUGUGGCGUAUUUAUAACUAUGGCGUUGUGCUACACGUAUGAUAGUAGUCCAGCAUUGAUAUAGCGGUCAAGGGCAUGACAAAAACUGCAUCUUGAUGUGUACUGUACGUGAUCUUGCAAUGGCCGUAAUACAGCCGAGACACGA